CGACGAGGAGGACGAGGACGAGGACAAGGACGAAGACGGAUAACAAGAGGACGACGACGACGACGACGACGACGACAAAGAUUGAUAAAAAAGCCGAUAACAGUAGUGUUGCUCUUAAAAGCGUCAAAGAUUUUGGCGUUUCCGCGCAUCUUUUCAAGUUACGUUUCGUUUGUGUCGAUCCAACCGUCGCCGUGCAGGACGAAGACGAAGACGAGGACGAUUCCGAUAAUUGGAAGGAAAAUAAUAAAGGAGAGGAGGCGACGAGUAAAAGAUAUUAUUAUUUCAUCGAGGACGCGCUGUGCUCCCGCGUUUCUCACCGCUACCAACGCUUUUAGCUUUCUUAUUAUUAUUCUUCUACGGUGUUGUGUGAGCCGCGAGCGCGCGCGCGCGCUAAAAAACAGUGUAAAUGGCGCUCUCAGCACAGAACCAGUCGACGUCCUACGUGAACUUGUACUACUCGAUCGUCCAGCGUGCGGCGACGCGAUAUUUUAAGGAAUACUACAAUUCCGAUACUGGCGCGCCUUACGUAUUGUACAAGGAUAACAUGGAGAGACCCCAAGGGCAAUGGGGCCCGGGGCCGGGAUCUCUCCAGGACGGAGGACUGUAUCCUCAACAGCAGCAACAGCAGCAGCAACAACAGCAGCAACAACAGCAGCAGCAGCAACAACAGCAGCAACAACAGCAGCAACAGCAGCAGCAGCAACAGCAGCAGCAACAGCAGCAACAGCAGCAAGGUUCCUCCUCGUCUGGUAGUCCACAGCAGGCCUGUGGUCCUCCCGUCGAAGGAGAAAACGGUCCUCCGCCCUCGUUGGCCUCCCCUGUGCCCUCCCCUUAUCCCUCGGCACCUCCCGAGCCUCAAGCCUUAACCCCGGCCGAGGACGAUAUACAAUCUAAUCAGACCACCUCUCAGCAACAACAACAACAACAGCAACAACAACAACAACAACAACAACAACAGCAGCAACAACAACAGACGCAACAACAGCAACAACAGGUUCAGCAACAGCAAGUCCAACAGCAACAGCAACAACAACAGCAACAACAAUCGCAACAGGACCACUCGCCGCAGCAACAAUUGACGCCGCACGAGGUGGAUCGUAGCGAUUGUUUUCCAGGUGCGGGGGAAUUGCAACAAUAUCCACAACAUUAUUUCAAAGAGGCAAGGCCUCACCCGUCACCGUCCGUCCCGCCACAUAUGCUAACGCCAGGCGGCUUUUCGGCGUUACAUUAUUUGAAGCAGCCCGGGGUGAUGCUGACGUCUCUUGGUCAGGGUGAUGGGGGACCCGGUGGUCUCGAAGCUCAUCAGUACGCGAGCCCGGGUGCGCCAAACAUGGCGACAGGUCUACCAGAUAUCGUACAACAAAGUGGGAAAUCGUCAAAGGGGGCUAACAGCGAUCUACGGCUCUUCAAAUGUCUUACAUGCGGCAAAGACUUUAAACAAAAGUCAACACUGCUACAGCACGAGCGGAUUCAUACGGACAGUCGGCCGUACGGAUGUCCAGAAUGCGGGAAGCGGUUCAGGCAGCAAUCGCAUCUUACCCAGCACCUGCGCAUACACGCGAACGAGAAGCCCUAUGCUUGCGUAUACUGCGAGCGUACGUUCCGACAGCGUGCCAUCCUCAACCAGCAUCUGCGCAUCCACUCGGGUGAGAAGCCAUACCAAUGUCCGGAGUGCGGAAAACACUUCCGUCAGAAGGCGAUCCUGAAUCAGCACGUCCGCACACACCAAGACGUGAGCCCGCAUCUUAUCUUCAAGAACGGGAUGACGCCGACCCUUUGGCCGCAAGACGUACCAUUUCCACCAGAGGAAGGGAAGGAGGAGGUAGCGUCGACCUUUGGCGACACGGACACGCAAUCGGGUGCGUUUAGUCCAGCGCCUGACGCUAAUUCAAUCCAGUAUCCGGCAUACUUCAAAGAUCCGAAAGGCGGUAAUCAUGCAGUGUUCGGUGCCGGUGGUUCCAGCAGUUUCGGCGCAUUGCAAUAUAUAAAACAACAAGGUGGUAGUAAGGGUUGUUUACCGGACGUUAUACAACACGGUCGUUCAGCGGGGAUGCCGCUUUACGUUCGUUGUCCGAUUUGUCAAAAGGAAUUUAAACAAAAAUCGACUCUCCUGCAGCACGGUUGCAUACACAUAGAGUCGAGACCGUAUCCGUGUCCGGAAUGCGGCAAAAGGUUCAGACAACAAUCACAUUUAACGCAACACUUGCGCAUUCAUACGAACGAAAAGCCAUACGGUUGCGUAUACUGCGGCCGUAAUUUUCGACAACGUACGAUAUUGAAUCAACAUUUGCGCAUACAUACGGGAGAGAAACCAUACAAGUGUCAACAGUGCGGCAAGGACUUUCGUCAAAAGGCGAUAUUGGAUCAGCACACGCGAACCCACCAAGGUGAUAGGCCAUUUUGCUGUCCGAUGCCGAAUUGUAGGCGACGUUUUGCGACAGAGCCGGAGGUUAAGAAGCACAUCGACAACCAUAUGAAUCCCCAUGCGGCGAAGGUGCGUAGGAACUCGAGCAGCGACGCGAAACCACCCGGUACGCCUACCGGUUUAGGACCCGUGCCGGUACCGCGCGGCCUAACACCAACUGUCGUCAAACCCGAGCUAUACUUUCCACAGUGUUACGCGCCCGCGUUCAAUCAUCAGCCGCCGGUAUCGACUGCACAGUUCCCCGGUCAGACGAACGGGGUAUCCGUGGCUGGCGAGUUCAAACCACCUAGCGGGCUCCCGCCACAGUGACUAACCGUCCAUCCUGCCGCCUACUAGCAAGCAGGAAUACCGCUGUCCUUUCAGCGAUCCUUUGCUCAUCAUCGCUUCGAGGCUGAACCAUCCACCGUCACCGCCGACCCCGUCGCCGCCGUCGUCGCCACCGCCUCAACCAUUGCCACCACCACCACCUCUAACGUCACCACAACCUCCAUCGACAGAUGCGGACAACAACAACAACAACAACAGCAACUGAUUCAGUAACGCAUUUCCUAAUAUCCUAACAGGAUCCAACGAAGAUCUAUAUCAACAUCUAAGAGAAAAUCUAUAAGAAGAUUUAGAUCUAUUUAAGAUCAAUCCUUCUUUUCCUCGACUAUCUUAUUUUCAUCUAUCCACCCACACCUAUUACCAACCAACCGUUCUCCCAUGUAUCAUGUCUAACCCUAAUUAUCACUCGUGUCGACCUUUCCUUUCGCAACCGAGUCACCGUCGGUUUUCUUUUUAAUAGAAGAAAGAUGACCAACGAUCGAUUAAUAAUCUCUCGUCUCUUCCUCCGUACGUACUUUGUUGUUUUUUUAUCUUUUUUUUUUUUUUUUUUUCAAUGUAUAUCUCGUUCGAAUUAUAAACAAAUAAAACGUGUCUCGUUUUUCUUUCAAUUUCGGGAUAUAAAUUCUAAAUUAUAUUUGAUAAAUGAGGACUCGUGAUGAAACACGCUAAUCAAAUAAAUAGGCUCGAGAGAACAUUGUUCGAUUUAUCGAUUAUGAUAUCGAUAUUUAACUUCUUGCCUAUGUUUCUCCAAAGAACAAUAUAUACAUAUAAAAAGAAAGAAAGAGAGAGAGAGUGGGAAUGAAUUUGGCAUGCAACAAAAAGUAAGGAUAAACAAGACCAUGAGAGACCCAGAAUACGCGUACACGUCUCCUGUAUAUAUCUUUGUAUGUAUAAACCGUUCUCUUUUUUAAGGAAGAGAGGAGAGAAAGAGAGAAAGAAAGAAAGAAAGAAAGAAAGAGAGAGAAAAGGAGAGAGCAAAAUCAUGCAACCAGAAAAGAUUGACGUAAUUCAGUAGCUUCGAAUGUGGCGUGAAUGUGAUGCUGUGCGAAAGACGUGAAUCUGACAUAGGAGAAUGAGAGAGAGAGAGAGAGAGAGAGAGAGAGAGAGAGGGAGGGGGUGUGUGACCCCCUACGUUAGGAAGAAAAAGAAAAUAGAUAAAGAAAAAUGACAAGAAAUUGAAAAAAAGGAAAGGUAAAGUGCAUAAGAGGACAAGAGGGGGAUUGGAUGACGAACGGAAGCAAAGGGUGUAAGAUUAGGUAGGAUUUAAGAGGACUACGUAUUCCCCCAACCCCAUACCCCCACCCAACCACCCACCACCCUUAACCCAUCAUCCUGUUCCUACCAAUACAUACAAUUAUAUCCCACAGUCACUUACACACAUAUUAUUACAAAUAAACAUGCAUUAAUUCAUGCAUUCAUUCAUUCAUUCAUUCAUUCAUUCAUUCAUUAAUACGUACAUUAUUACAUGCAUACACCAUACAUGUAAAAAAAAAAAAAAUAAGCGUGCGGAGCCAAUAGAAUUUUUCGGUAGGGCCGAUUUUGAACGAUGACGAUUUUUUGGUCUCGAGGAGGGGGGAAUAGAAGAGGUACAACAAAAACACACUUGUAUACUAUAAAAAUAUAAUAAUAAUAAUAAUUUGAAUGUAUAUUUAUACCGACGACAGGUUAUUAUUCUAACUAAUAUUGACGAUAUUUUGAAUCAGUUUUAAAAUCAGAUUGGUGCUGAUAUAUAAAGUAAGCAUAAAACGAAAAUGAGGAGGGAAACGUGGAAGUAAGGCUGAGACAUCUUAGAGUUAGAAUUUAAAUAGGGAUAGUCAAUAGGAGUAGAUCGUCGAAAUAUUAAAAUCAUUGAAAACACAUACAUAAACACACACAUACAUACAUACAUACAUACAUAUUACAUGUAAAGAAGAACACGUACAACGUUUUUAACAUGGAAAGGACUUAAUAAGAACACAAAAAACUACAAAAUGAUGACUAAAUGAUAAUCCCUUUUAAAAUAAAAUUGCAUGGGGAUAUUAAUGAAGGAAAGGAAAGAGAAAGGAAAGGAAAAAAAUCACCACCGGUAUAAAGAAAAAAAAAAAAAACAAAA
Polistes canadensis is the source of this 4841-nucleotide messenger RNA. Its product is annotated as myeloid zinc finger 1-like. The record is from RefSeq and is a predicted model, not a curated record. Bases 407 to 2734 code for a protein of 775 amino acids. Lineage: Eukaryota; Metazoa; Arthropoda; Insecta; Hymenoptera; Vespidae. The transcript is spliced from 3 exons.